Molecule: messenger RNA, 17407 nt
Organism: Zeugodacus cucurbitae (melon fly)
Lineage: Eukaryota; Metazoa; Arthropoda; Insecta; Diptera; Tephritidae
Product: band 4.1-like protein 4A
Exons: 19
Coding region: 9180-14021 (1613 amino acids)
Cellular component (GO): cytoskeleton
Source: RefSeq, a predicted model, not a curated record
UAUACAUCGUUUCUUAAUACAUAUUCUCCGCUGAUGCAAUAAAUCUCGAAGUAAUAUCUCCAAAUUGCUUAUUUAAGAUGCUCAAAUGCCCAUCUAUAUUAUAUUGUUUUUUUUUUUAUUUUCGUAGUUGAUUUUUUCACUAAAUGAGAUUGUUCUGCGACAGACCUAUGAACAUUAAGUUCCCAAUUUCGAAAGCGUAUUGUCUUAAUUUGCAAAAUACCUAAGACAUUUAAUUUUCCAUAUUCUUAUUGUUGCUCUUAGUAUUGAGUUUGAACCAUCUUGGUAUCAAGCUGGUACAUAAGUUAUUUCCAACCUCUUCUCUGGGUUCUUUCAACAUCAGUUUCAGAGACCCAACCUUCAGUUCACUCAACCAUCAACCAUUCAUCCGAUUGAGUUGCUAACCCAACGCCUAUCACUUGCUAUAUGUACAACCAUCUAUCUUCAUUAAUCGCUACUAAUAGCUUGUCAGCCUAACUUCUCUUUCAUUGAUGCACCGUUACUUUUACAUACACACAUUCCAUGGCGCAUUUAUGAUGUGGUAAUAUCACUUGACUUCCCGUCGAUCGCCCGGCGCUGCGCCUAAACACCGGUGCACCCAUGUGCACAUGCGCACAUAGCAACAUAGCAUAGCAUGGCAUGUCAGAGCACAGCAAUGAUAUUAUGAAAGCCACUCACAACGGGUGACAGAUAAACCUGUAAAUGGUGGCAUUUCACUGCGACAAGCGGCGACAUUCUUGACUUAGAAUGGCAGAAGAUAUUUGUGUGCUUGAGUAUGGGUCUGACUUAAUAUGGACCGAGCUUGACUCGGUUUGGGCGUUGGAUUGAUUGUGAUGCAAUGCGCGCGAUCACGGCAUCAUUUAUAUAUAUUUAUGGUUUAAUUAAGGCAGCGCCGAAUGGAACCUCAGCAAAAACUAGUUGGUUUUCGAAAAGUGUUUGACUAAAUUUGUUGUUGUUGUUGGUGGCAGCAUAACAGCACUUUGGCGGAAGUGGCAGACAAAGAUGAAGUGGACCUACAUGCGGCAGAAGAGCGUUUAGGCGGAGUAUUCAACGAUACUUUGCAGUUGCGCCAGCCAUAACACACUCGAAGCUGACUCAAGUGCUCCAGUUCCAAUUCCAGUUCUGUUGCAAAAGAUGCGGCGACGCUAUCUCAAAGCGUGCAUCGUGAGCUUCGCGCGCGCACAAACGGGGCCAAAACGGUGGCAAGCGCUGCUCCAGUUGAUGGUAAGCGAAUUGGACGACUUGUUGGGUGAGCUGGCUGGCUGGCUGGUAGGAAGGAAGGCGGCGAGAGAUGGAUUGAGGUGAGCUUGUGUGACUCUGCAGCUCUGUGUGUGAGAGUCGCUUCAUCUCAUUUCAUCCGUUUGUCUAGUGUUCGUGUAUUGAAAGUAGCGAAUUCACUUGUCAGUUAGACUCUCCACUCCGUGUGCAUGUAACAACAGUUGCAACGUAACUGUUGCAUGCCUCAACGGCACGUUGCAUUGCAAAGCAGUUAGAAUUGAGUCAGAGACGCACAAAGAAAUGAUACAAUUGUGGAAAACUGGUGCAAUUCACUUCAUCAAAAAACAAUAACAACAAAGCGGCAUGCAACAAUUGCUGUUAGAUAUGUAGCUGCAAGUUGCAAGCUCGUUAGUUUUGUACGCCGCUCGCCGCGUGAUCAUUACGCUUGCAGGGUCGCAUUCGCAUUUUGCGCUGCUAUCCGUGCUUGCACUCAUCAUCCUCUUCUACCUCCCAUCCACAUGUGGCAGAUGAUUCACUUCGUCGUUGCUGCUACAGCGCCUGGUUGUGGCAAGUGACUUCUAUGAUGUAAGGCCAACUUUUGCCACAAACAACUACAACUUUCUACCAACGCUACUUCAUAGCUGUAUUGCGAAACGUCACCUGGGACAUUUCAGCUCCGCUGGACCUCGUACAUUCAAUUACUCGUCGCUGCUUGCAUUCUAACUGCUCGUGUUGAAAGCAGCCAAACAGGAGUGCUGAAUUUAUCGCCUGCGUUGACAGUUGCACUGAUAAAACCCGCUUAUAAUAUUUAUAUAUUUAAUGUUGUCUGUUGGGUGUAAUGAGUGGCGUCUUUCGUCGUUUCUUUUCCUCACUAGCUUGUUUUUGUUUUUGUUGCCGAUGUUUGCUGAUAGUGUCAAGCACGUCGUCCAAGUGCUGUUAAUUAGUCGCAUUAAUUAAUUAUUAAUUUAAUAAUACUUGGGUGUUAAUUUAUGGAUUGUUGUAGACGUGAUUUGUUACAAAUACUUGCAUCAAUUACUUUUUGCUUCAGUUGGACAAAAGUAAUUAACGGGACCGAUUUAUAUGGUGUUUUACAUUGAGCUUGACCCCAUAAAUAGGUCUUCCUCCGAGGUAUAUGCAUUAAUUAAGAGAAAAUCGACAGAAAUUAGGCCCUAAUCGGGAUUUAGGAUACAACUUAAAUAGUUUAAAUAAUACUGAACUGUCUUUGGAAGGUCAUUGAGGAUACCUACUUUGAAUCGGACGAACCGCUGCAAACCAGCUAAAUUAGUAUUGAGGUUAGCACCCCGAAUAAGCUAUCAUGCUACCGAAAACAUUCUUUCCUAAAGGUCGAAACAUAAACUGUCUACUUUCACACUUUCCCAAAGUAAUUUGGUGUAUACGGGCUGCAUUAGUGUUCUAAGACCUGAGGUGUUCCUACAAUGUAUAUUUUGUCAAACGAACCUUGAAUUAGCGGAGCGAUCUUGCAUAUCUAAUGGAGCCGUACGUGUCUCUGAAUUGAAGACUUGUAGAAAGUUCCAGUUAAUACUCUGACUCAACUAGAUAGAUGAGAGAACGAGAACAGUUUUUUUAUUUGUUGUAAAUAAUAAAGCCUUGAAAGCCACCAAGUGGGUCUACAUAACUCGUACGAACUCGGGGAUUCCACUGUUCAAAGAUUGGCGACCCGACACCAUUCCUUUUUUGGCGAAAGCCUUGUACAGCUUCAACAACAAAACGAAGUAAAUAAGUAAAAUAGUAAAAUGUUCGCUAACAAAACGAAGCAGAUUAAAUAUGCAACAGUUCACGAAGUCGUAAUUUCAGUACAAAUUCGGCGAAAAUGUUGAAUUGCUUAGAUUGUUAGCCCAAAUUUGGUAAUUUCUUGUUGAGCAAACUCUGCAACAUUUUUCCCCUUUGCAGCAAUUUAAUUACAUUUUUAACGAGCGUAAUUUAGUUGUCCAAACAAAUAAGACAAAUUUAUAUUGACAAUUCACUACAUUUUCGAAUUAACUCAAACACAAAGAGCACAAAAGGGCACACACAGCACUAAAGCCAGAUUCCGUGAAUUAGGGGGAUGCCAUUAAAAGCGAAGCCAACUCUAAUCGCGGCCAAGCAAAAAGAAAUCAACAAAUAAACAAUGAAAAAAUUAAAAAUGUGAAAAAGCGUUUCUGGACCACAGAUGUUGAAUGAGCCAAGAGUCGGUCGUCGUGGUUAGGAAGGAAGUGUACCGUAAGCAUUGUGAUGAUCACCAACGCAGCGUUCAUCAACAUCGCGUUGAACGAGAUAGCAAUCGCGAGCGCUAUAAUUUCGUUAGUUUUUACUGAGCGCUCAAGUUAACGAUCAAUUAGCUCAAUUUCCGCACGAAAUUACUUUUUUCUCUUAACUGUAGUAGCCAACUUUGAAUUCGCGAACAGUUUGCAGUAAAAAAAGUGCACCCAAAAUGAGCUUACUAUGGAAAAUAAACUUCAGGAGAUCUUUAAAGUUUAUAAAACAAAAGCAGUAGCGUUAAAUAAAAAAUAUUUUACACGACAAAGAGGCAAUUUACGAUUCUUACAUUUUUUUCUUUGAAGCAUUUUUUCUGCCCGCGCUUUAUCGAAAUGCGUCCCAAUGUUUAUAAACCGCUCGCACGCGAUCAGCACUGUAACCGACUGGCCUCACUGAGUUCGUUGGUGCACGAUCAACUUUAGUUGCUCAUUUAAAUAAAAUUGAAGACAUAAAAAGAAGAAAGCUUGGAGAAUCACAAGAUAUAAAGAUAAGCGCGUUUGUAACAAAACAAGAAGAUGCUAUAUGUGAUGAAGUGUGGAGAAAAGAAAAUCCGCAGUAGGUGAAAAGUAAGAAUUGCUUAGAACUCGCACCAUUGUGUGAGGAAAAUUGGGUAAAGUUAUUUUUACACUUCAUUCACACGACGCGCCGACUGGUUCAAUGAAGAGAUUAAAUUCGACCACAUGGAAGAUUUUACGCAAAGAUCUUGGUGUAAAACCGUAUAAAAUACAGCUCGUGCAAGAACUGAAGCCGAACGAUCUGCCACAACGUCGAAUUUUCAGUGAAUGGGCCCUAGAAAAGUUGGCAGAAAAUCCGCUUUUUUAUCGACAAAUUUUGUUCAGCGAUGAGGCUCAUUUCUGGUUGAAUGGCUACGUAAAUAAGCAAAAUUGCCGCAUUUGGGGUGAAGAGCAACCAGAAGCCGUUCAAGAACUGCCCAUGCAUCCCGAAAAAUGCACUGUUUGGUGUGGUUUGUACGCUGGUGGAAUCAUUGGACCGUAUUUUUUCAAAGAUGCUGUUGGACGCAACGUUACGGUGAAUGGCGAUCGCUAUCGUUCGAUGCUAACAAACUUUUUGUUGCCAAAAAUGGAAGAACUGAACUUGGUUGACAUGUGGUUUCAACAAGAUGGCGCUACAUGCCACACAGCUCGCGAUUCUAUGGCCAUUUUGAGGGAAAACUUCGGAGAACAAUUCAUCUCAAGAAAUGGACCCGUAAGUUGGCCACCAAGAUCAUGCGAUUUAACGCCUUUAGACUAUUUUUUGUGGGGCUACGUCAAGUCUAAAGUCUACAGAAAUAAGCCAGCAACUAUUCCAGCUUUGGAAGACAACAUUUAAAUGAAAUUAUCUUCAAAAAGUAAAUGUCAUGAACCAAUCUAACGUUUCAAAUAAAGAACCGAUGAGAUUUUGCAAAUUUUAUGCGUUUUUUUUUUUUAAAAAGUUAUCAAGCUCUUAAAAAAUCACCCUUUAGAAUGACUGGCGAAUUGUUUUCUCUUUGGCAAAUAAAAAUGUUUUUGGUCAUUAAUUUAGACUAUGACAAACUUCUAACCAACAGCAACAAUAAAUAGUAGAUCAAAUUACUUUAUUUGAACAAAGUGCAUUAACUGAGAUGGCUCCCUUGUUGUCUCGGGACCCUAGUAGUCUCGGGACCCUGGGAUCACGAGAUUCAUUCGAGUAGUUAGGUAGUCUUAGGUUACUAAAAAGAUUCAUUAUCAUUGUUGGUAGACUCCACUCAUUGAAUUGUCGAGCAGCUUGGACUACAUAGUCACUAAAGCACGGGGCUUCGCCGGUAACAACGUCAAUUAAGUAUACUGGAUCAGCAGUUGCCAAAUCUCGUUUUCGAUCUCUACUCGAAAUUUUGGUAGAAGUCUGGUGACAAUAAACGUAUAUCGUAUAUAUACGAUAUAUGAGUUUACUAAGUCGUUUCAUAACUAUAAUCGAAAUCAUCUUCUUGAUUUGUUCUGUCGAAGAUUUUCGAAUACAAUUUCUUUCAAUUUACGAUUGAGGUCUUGACCACAAAUAAAGUACGUUUUAUAAGGAAUUCUUCAAUAUUUUCGAUAUAUAGUAUUUGCCUUCUCAUUGCCACACUCAUUGAAAUAAUAUCUUCCUUUAGGGUAAAAUAAAACGUAAAUAUUUUUUACUCCCUUGGUUUCUCGCUAUUUUAAUUGGUAAAAAGCUAAGAGAAGCAAUUCUCUUUAAAGUGCUUGCGUGAUUAAAUGUCAUUGUAAAGAAACUGGAACUAGAUUGAGAUAACUAUAAAAAGUUCCCAUCUGGAAUCAAAGUAGGUAUGCUAGAAAUCCUGGUAGAGAAGUCGCCACUAACUCGAGUUUGCUGCAUUAUUACGAUAUUUCGCAGGGAAGUUUAGAAACAGUCAAGGAAACAAUGAGACAGUUCUAGAGACUAGUAUUGUUACACUAAUUUCUAAGGAUGAUCAAAGUAGAAACAUGAACUGCUGAAGUUUUUCUCCGACUCUAAGUUAACAUCCAUAGGGUGGACUACAAAGCAAAUUAGUACAGACAUACCACAAAAAAUCAAACUCAUCUGAUCCGCUGAUUGAUUGUAAAAGAUUGAACUAAGUUCAGGUAUUGCUAUCGAUGAACUUAGGGUUAUCUUGAUUAAACACUCUCGAGGCGGUUGUCUCAUAUUAACAACCGAUUCAGAAUGAAAGUUUUCAUUAUAAUUUUGGGCAAAUAUAUUCCUAGUAGACAAUUUUUUCGAUUCUCCCACACGAGUGUGAAACACUGUAAAGCUUGGCUGCUGGACGGUAGGAAAACAAAUUAUUUGGCCUUUCUCUUCUCCAUUCUUUCAUUGAAAUUUUGGUUGUUUGUUUUUAUAAUUUGUUUUCAUUUAUUGUUGUUUGUUCUUUUUUGUUCUUUGACUCAAAUGAUCUUGGCUGACUUUACAUUCUAACAACUAUGACAUUAGACGCCUUUACCUUUUUUUCGUUGUUGUAUAAUCGACGCUACGAUGUGUGUGAUGUUUUGUUUAUUUGUUUGGCGCGGCUGCGCUUCGCUUCGCAUUCUAGGUGAACGCGGUGAACGCUAUUUUUCACGCUUCGCCUAUGUGUGUGUAUGUAUGGAGGCACAUUGUUUGAUGUAAAAGUUAGUUGGUCAAAAGUUUUCAUUUUGUUUUUAUUGUUGUUUUGGCACUUUUUCGUUUAUUUAACACGUGAACGCUUCAUUUUUUAUAGCGGUACUCUGCUUUGGUCGCCCGAUCUUUUGUUUAUAGGCGGUUGGGUUGUUGGGAAGCUGUCUGCUUAUUUAUGCUUCUUCUACCAUUUUUCAACACACAACCGGCUUGAGUUCUUAAUUUACUUUUCUCUAUACGUGUGUGUGUGCAAUUUUAUUGUGGUACAUUUAUUUUUGUUGUUUUUUGGUGGAAAACAGCGUUGCUUUGGUUCAGCACCUCAACGGUACUAGAAAAUUUAUUUUUUACUAUAUUUUGCUUUUGUUGUUGCUAAGCUACACUUUCAGCACAACCAACAGAUUUGCGUUCACAUAAUAUUUUUGUUUUUGUUGUGCAUUUUCUGCUGAACUUUUCGUUUAUUUUGAUUAUUUUAAAUGUCGUUAGUGCUUCGCUUUGUGUGUUGUUGUUAUUGCUUUUAUUUGCCAUUGUUGUUUAUUAGGUAACAACAUUCACAUUUCACUGCAAAGGUAAUCUUGAUUUACGAUUGGCCAUUAAAUUUAACUACCGUUACUCUUUCGCCGCUGGACCGCAAAAUCGCACAUACAAACACUUAGCAUAUGCAUAAUUCCACACAUGUCCGCAGCUUUGGCCACAAGUGGCCGAACUUGCUCGCUCUUGACCAUUUCGGGCAGCAUCGCUGCUCCUGCGUAGCGGUAGCGUUAGAAAGUUUGGACAAAAUUCUGUUUGGUCACAUGCCUUCACUUACUUAUACGCAUGUGUUUGUAUGUAUGUGCAUUUCACCUUUUUUGGUAUUACCCAUUGCUGUUGUUGUUGUCGUGUGAAAUUGCAUAGCAGCACUUCGUUUGCUGGUGAGAUUUCGGUUGUCUUUGCGUUUUGGGUAAAUGCUUAUUGCCAAUUGGAAAGUGGUAAUGGUGCGAAAUCUUAUUUGACCAGCGCCUUACCGGGAGCUCGAUGUUGAUUUUUUCUCAAAUUUAUUUGGGGAAAAGUUAUGUUUGUAUAUGAUAUUUGUAUAUUUUUUUUGGCUAGCCAACCAAAGGUUAGCGAUAUACAGACUGAAAGUAACAUAAAUCCAAAUAGUAAAUAGACUCCGGUGAAUUUGUGUUGAACCCUUUUUCCUGGUAUAUUUUGGUGUGUCUAUAAUAAUAAUCGAUAGAAAAGUGUGUAAAUUGGUAUAAUCCCACAAGGCUGAUUGAUUUAAUUUGAUUAAUACAUGACAUUUUUUCUUCCGCAGUUAUGAGUUUCCCAUAAAUAAAAAGGGUGGCUCCUUUCAAGGUUCCCUACUUUGUUAAAGAAAAAAACACAGAAAAUUCAAAUUUAGUCAUUCGAAAGAACAUUACUUGGCAUUUAUUUUUUGCAGAUUAUCUCUUUUAAAUGUUGGCCGCGACUACGUCUCAAUUGGUCCAUCCGUUGAGCUCAUUUUUCCAUGACUCGUUAGAGCAUUUCGACUGGUAACAGCGAAAGACACGCGUGGUGUUUUGCUCCAAUCCCUGAAUCGAAAUGGGAUUGUCCGCAUAGACAAUAUCCUCACAGGAAAAAGUCUUACGGUGUGAUCUCACACGAUCUUGGUAACAAAUCGAUUGGCCCAAAACGUGAAAUGAUCAGCUCAUCGAAGUGAUUUCUCAACAAAUCCAUUGAUUUAUGCAAUUUGUUGGAAGAGGCGCCGUCUCGUCGAAACCAAAUGUCGCCGAGAUCACAAGCUUCAAUUUUAUGCAUCACAUGGUUGGCUAUUAUGGCGCGAUAACAGUCGUCAUUGACGGUUAAGUCCUCACUGGUAUAAUUUUUCGAAGAAAUUUGAAUCUGAAUGAAAUGGCAGCUCCCGAAUGCUGCAAUUUUGCUUGUUUACAUACUCAUUGAGCCAGAAAUCGGCCUAAUCGCUGAAUAUAAAUAAUUAGGCUCGGAAACGUCGGAUCUUUUUGGAACUUUUCAAGAACCUAUAGAGCGAAGCGAUGUCGGUUGGAAUGGUCCAGCGGCUUCAGUUCUUGCAAAACCUGUAUUUUGUACGCCCCAAUUCGUUCAAUGCGCCAGUCCGAGUUGCUGCGAUCGAACAUGACAUCUUGACACGACUCACGCGUGAUUUGUCAUAAAAAGGCUAUUGCAACAGAUAUCUCUGCUUGGAUCACCCGAUAGUAUUCCGGAAUAAGUAACUUACUGGGUUUCGAGCAUCACUGUGUAAAUGAUACAACUGAAGAACACUUCACAACUCCAUAGAAAAAAUUGGAAGCAUGACUAAAUUGAAAUUAAUUAAAAUAAAUGUUGUGAAAUAAAUAAGUAUUAAGUGAAACCAUAACCAAUAAGUGCUGAAGAACUACACACACAUACACAUAGAAAUCAUAAUUCACCAUGAAAGAGUGCUAUAAUUUAUAAAGUGAAGAAUUAUGCGGUUAAUGAAUUAAAGAAUUAAUUAUGCGAUUAAGUGUGAAAAAUGUGUUUGAAAAAAACUUUGCUAAAAGUAAAUGAUCGUAUGUGAGUGUAUUUUACUUAAAGCCAGAGUAGAAGCAAUCGACCGCUGUGCUAGUGUUAGUGUGUGUGUAUAUCUAUGAAUUAGCAGCAGUUGAGCAAAAAGCAGCAAGAUGAAUUGUCUUUGCCGCCCCUCGCGGAUUAUGUCCGUGCGCAUCAAUUUGCUGGACGAAACGGAUUUCUUACAUGAAAUAAAGGAUGAUUUACCGGGCCAAGCAUUGUUGGAUGUUGUUUUCGCCAGACUUAAUUUAAUCGAAACUUCAUAUUUCGGCAUACGCUAUAUUGACGAGGAGAAUCAGACGCACUGGCUGGAUCCAGCGUCUCGUAUAUCACGACAACUCAAACCCAAAUCAGAUCCAUAUGAUUUGUAUUUUGGUGUUAAGUUCUAUGCAGCUGAUCCGUGUAAAUUACUCGAGGAAAUUACGAGGUAUCAACUGUUUCUACAAGUGAAACAAGAUGUCUUACAAGGCAGAUUACCGGUCGCAUUCGAGUUGGCUGCAGAGUUGGGUGCAUUCGUUGUGCAAUCCGAAUUGGGGGAUUACGAUCAGCGUCGUCACUCCAAAGGCUAUGUGUCCGAGUUUCGUUUACUGCCGAAUCAGAGCAGCGAACUGGAAACACGUGUCGCCGAACUUCAUCAGCAAUUAAUGGGCAUGUCACCGGCGACAGCGGAGCUAAAUUAUUUGGACAAAGUUAAAUGGCACGAUAUGUACGGCGUCGAUUUGCAUCCGGUGUUGGGCGAGGACAGUGUCGAGUACUUUCUGGGUCUGACGCCGAGUGGCAUUGUGGUGCUGCGCAACAAGACGACAGUGGCUCAUUACUAUUGGCCGCGUAUUGCCAAAGUUUACUACAAAGGACGCUAUUUCAUGCUGCGGAUAAGCGAUAAAAAUAACGAGCUCAGCACCUAUGGCUUUGAGACGCCGCGCAAAACCGCUUGCAAGCAUUUGUGGCGUUGCUGUGUGGAGCAUCACGCCUUCUUUCGCAUGGUACGCGUUGCACCUUUACCGAAUUCGCAAUCGAAUAAUUCGGAUUUAUUUCAACUCGGUUCGCGUUUACGCUACAGCAGUCGUACGGAGAAACAGCCAACGGCCAAGGAUGCACUCUCGCUGGGUCGCAUACAGCCGGCAUUCACACGUGUCCCCUCGAAACGCCAGCCAAGACGCGUGAUUGAUGACUUUUUGAACGGCAGUAGAAGCGCCAGCAACACGCUGAAGAGCAAAGGGAUCAACGGUCACACCAAUGGUGUUGGUGGCGGCGGCGGCAACAGCGUCACCGACGGUGGCGUCUAUCAGAACGGUGGCGGCAUGCAAGCGCCCAACAUGAUGCCAAACAACUACGAGAGUCCCUACCGCUCCACCUACAGCAUACCCACGAGUCUCGGCAUACGUCCCUACCAUCAGCAAUCCCAUUUGAGCAACAACGGCGGUGGCAGCGUUUGCAACAGUAAUUUGCAAACACCUGACUCGCCGCGCAGCACGCGCAGCGCUCCAUGGCCACGUUCCCAACAGCGUUCGCUGUUCGGCAAUAAUCCCUCAAGUCCGCGCUCGGUGCGUUCAGCGAUCGCAGGCGGUGGCGGUGGUGGUGGCAGCGGCUCGCAUCAUCACCAUCAACACCAUCACCAUCAGUCCGGUUCAUCGCAGCAUCGGCAUUCAUCGCGUUCAGCGCAUCGCGAUCACGUAUCUUCAUCCUCGACAUCUGCACAUCAGCAGCGUUAUCGCUCGAGUUCGGUGGAGAGCCAUUCAUCAAACGAUUCACGUUCGACGCGCAGGCAUAAGCAUCGCCAUCGACGUACCUCCGAUAAUGAGAGUGAAUUAUCGCGUGGAUCUGGCCGUUCAGGUCGUUCGCAUCAUCGCAAGCGUCGACGUUCGCGUCACCGUCGCGACUCUGCUGGCUCGGAGCAUGAGAGUACGCGAGGUCGCAGCUAUUCUGGCCACCGUUCAUCGUCGGUGCGCAGCGGUUCGGCGGAGUUAAUCGAUUCCACAUUACAGUGGCGCGAAGUGCAACGCCGCCAGGCCGAAGCUAGUAUGGGUCAAAGUUCCGUACAGCAGGCGUCCGUCUCGAAGAGUAGCGUGGUGGCGCGCAGCAUGCACAGCAACGAUAGUCAUUCGGAUACGCAUUCGCAUCACAAAUCACGGCGACAUCGUAAAAACAAAUCUCCCUCCGAUUCGCGCAAUCGCAUUUGGUCUAGUGAACUAGCGAAACAUUUACAAUUCGGUCUAGUCGAUACGGCCGGCAUGACUGAAGAUCAGUUGCGCGAAAUACCCUACACCGUGGUGGAGACGAAUUCGAAACGUUCCACAAUGAAUAUGAAGAUCCACAAGAGCGGCAGUAAGGGUAGUGUGGGUGGCAAGAGUACUGGUUCGGGUAAUACGAUAACAAAUGGCAGCGGUUCGACGAGUGGACAAGGCAAAAAUCGUGUGGAUCGCAUUAGAGGAAAAUGUGAAUCGGGUCAACCAAAUCUCAACAAUGAUCGUAUCAGAUUGUAUUUCCAAAGUUCGAAUGUGACUGAUACUACAAGUGGUCGAAAUGGAUCCAUACGCUCCGCCAGUACAAUUUCCUCGAGAGAAUGUGAACGCAAUAGCGGUUUAGUAAGAAUGAUGUCCAGCAUGAGUAUGGGCGACUUCAUCUCACCGACAGGCUCUAAUCUCAGCCCACUAGAGAACUCAGCGUUGCGUGUGUCACAUGAACACACCGAUUCCGGGCUCGGUGCCGAUCAAGACUAUGCAUAUUCCUCCGAACGAUCUAGCGAUAGCACACGCUAUGGUACUAAUAAAUCUUCGGGCGCCUCCAGCGGCAGUCAUUGCAAGUCCAUUGGCGGCGGCGGAGGAGGUGGCACCUCCACUUACAACAGCUUAAUGCAACAAACUGUGAGUAAUCAGCAAAUGCAACACCAACAACAACAACAGGCAACGCCACGCCAAACUUCAUGCUUUGCACAACGCCAACACCAACAACAACAGCCAUCUCAAACGAAACCCAUUUACAAUAACCCCAACUCUAACCAUCAAAUGGGUAAAUCGUUGGCGCCCAUACACACCUCAUCAACAUCCAACUCCCACGGUCCCACGUCCCUUGCUUCCGCCCAUCAUUCGGCCACUAACCUUACUAACGCUAAUGAGAAACGCGCUUCCAAAGCCACACACUCAAGCGCAAACAUCAAUGCAACCAACAAUCACAGCAACAACACCAACAACAACAACAGUGGUGUUGGCAAUCGUCUACUGAACUACACCACAUUCGAGAAUAAUCAAUACAAAUUCAGUUUGAAUAAUGUUUUUGGCAAAUCGACUGGUGCGUCAGCCGGCAACGGUCCUAACGGCAGUGGUGGUAACGGUAGUAGCGGUAAUAUUAUAGGUGCUCUUGGUAGUGUUGGUGGUGGUGGUGAUAAUGCUUAUGGUUGUGGUAGUAGUCAUUUAAGUUCUAGCACCAAUCGCAUGGAUAGUUUCGUCGAAUGGCCGAAUACGCCUGCAGCACCGUACUACUAUCAGGGUCCGCCGUCGGUCGCCGGUGUACACAUCAAGAAGCGCGAUGCCAAGUCAGACAUUGGCGUGCCGACAAGACGACUUUCCGGACAGGCCAUCACCAAAACGCAGCUACUCACCGGUCAGCUGCCCGCAUCCAGCUACUAUCACACACCGGCGCCCGUACACACCUCCGGCAUGGGUGGCUUCGACGGGCGUCUACAUCCCGCCAAGUCCGAUCUCUUUCUCUCCUACAUACAUCACGGCGCCGGUAGCGCCACGGCCGAGUACGAGCGUCCCUACAUUUACAACUAUAAAAUGCCGCAAAUGCCCGAUUUUCUACGUGGCACAGGGCAGGCUCAACAGCCACAGCCGUCGCAGCAGCAGCAACAACACGCGCCACCGGAGAUGCACCAACAAAUGUCAGCUUAUCACAUUUCGGGCGCUCAAACCGCCGAUCCGCCACCACCGCAGCAAACGCUUUACAAAUCGGCGUUCGGCGGUAGCAGCAGCGGUGCGGGCGGUGUGGAGAGCGCUAUGCUUUAUGGUGGCGCCACACCGGCCACCGAUGUGCUCUACUACCAGUUCGACAACGGUAAGCCGCCCAUUGUGCAACAACCGAAAUCUUCGCUGCACAAGACCGCAAACAAUGCCGCGGUCGGUGCUGGUGGUGGCGGUGGUGUUGUCGGCCCCUUAGUAUUCCUGCAACAUGCCACCACGUCGUCAGCGUCCACAUCAGUGCAACAGCAACCACAAACUUCAACCGUUGGCAAUCAAUCCAUUGCAACAUCAACAAGCACAACACUAUCUUCAACCUGCAGCGAGGGCAGCAUCGAUGAGCACAACGACGAUGAGCUCGAAGACGUGCAAGAAGUCGAAGAGGAAGAUGUGGAGGAACGCGAUGCCACGGUGGUGGAGGGAGAGCAGUUGAAGAAAGCUUAUGGCGAUGAGCUUACGCGCAAUGAUGAGUUGCUGGCAAUAUCGCCAGCUGACAGCGCCAGCGGCAACAACAAUUACAGCUGCCACGCUGCAGACUCCGUAGAGGCUGAGUGUGACGGCGAUUCCCUCACGGCCAAUUACAAUCUCGAUAAUUGCAAUGCCAAUGCCAAUAGCAAUUGCAAUUUGACUUAUAAUACCAAUAUUAAUGUGAAUGCCAACACCAACAACACCAAUCCCCGCACAAGUAGCAACAACACAUCCCCAACCAAUUGUAGUGCCCCGAAUGCAAAUGCAACGCCUAAUCGCAACCGAUGCAACAUUUCACAACUAAAUCAAAAUCAAAAUCAAAACCAGAAUCUGAAUCAAAAUCAGUAUUUCAAUCAAAAUUCGAAUUCGAAUCAAAAUUCGUUAGCACAAAAUCGCAACCAAAAUUCUAUGCAAAAUUCCAAUGCGAAUGCGAAUGUGAGCACAAAUCACAACCAAAUGAAUCCAAGUAUUUCCUCCAGUCUUGAGAUUAUACUCUCACCUAUAAUACAAAGUAGUCGACGGGCACAAUAGUCGGCGAAAUGAGCACGGAAUUAUGAGAAUUAGCCAAAUUCAAUAGACGCCAAUAGCCGAAUGUAGAGCAGCAAACAACGCGCGUUGGCAAACUGAAUAUAAUAAAUGGAGCGCUAGCGCUUGUCGAGCAGCAGCAAUUAAGUGGAGAUUUCAUACAACAACAACAAAAACAAUGGCAACAAUAUCACGACAUGUACGAGCAACAACAACAACAGCCGUUGGCGCCACCACCGAGCGCAUUCUGCAAACACUGGCUACAACAACAGCAAAUACAGCACAAAGAGCAACAAACAAAUCGAAAACAACAAUAACAACAGUAAAGCGAGCAGUAAAUUUACAAGCGCACUUAGCUGCAACAGUUGCAUGCAACAAGCACUGCGCUACACAGUUUUGGCUAAAAUAUUAACUAGCACAACAACAAGCAGGGUACAAGCGGCAAAACAUGCAUGCUGUGGCAACAACAACAACAACAGCAGCUGGAAGGAAAAAGUUAGCGCAAACCCGGAUAUUUGCAGCAAGUGCAGUUGAAUAGUUAAGUUGCGACGCCACCACAUGGUUGCGGUUGUGUUGAAAAUAUAUGUACAUAUGUGUGUGUGUGUGUAUGCGUGUCUAUAUUUGUGUGAAACUUGCAACAGAGAAAAUCGUUAGCUGGCAUAUUAGGAACUCACUAUAAAUGUGUUUACAAAAAAUAAAAAAAAAAAAAAAUAUUCAUGUUUUGAAAUAAAAUGUUGCAAGUAGCAACAACAACAACAACAAACGCAGUAACAAUAAUAACAACAUCUACUGUAUCUGCAUAACUUUUUUAGCGUGUUGCAAGCGAUACAAGCUUAAUAUAAGCAUGCACAUCAUUUGCAUGAGUAUAAGUGCUGGUGUAGUGAAGCAUAGUUUAAGGCGCACUAUUUGAAAAGUUGCAAAGCCACUUACGUUUCCUCAAGUAAAUUGGCAGUAAAACGAAACAGCAGCAAAAUAAAUGCAAUGCACUUGUAGCUGGUUGCAUAAAUGCGGAAAUAGUCCAAAUUUAUUUUCAUUUUGUUUAGAAAAAGUGAAAUAUUUCAACCGAAACUUUACUGCAGUGGCGUAUUUUUGAUUUCCCAAAUCCACUUUACAUAUAUAAACAUUUGUAAAACUUACACAUAGUUGCUGAAAAUCAAAAUUUGUAGGAAUAACACACAACAAAUAAACAGCAUAUCUGCAAGUAUUUGUAAGAUUUUCUCAGCAAAUAUUUAUAUAUUCACUCGCUUAAGCAUUCUAACAAACAGCUGAUGCCCAAGCAGGGUCUGCCACUUCCAUUUCUACUAAUUCCGCGUUAAAUGUGUUGCCAUCUGCACCAUAUUUGUACCCAAUUUAAUGUCGCUGUGCGCGUCAAGGCGUGACAACGACCUCCAUUAAAUGCAAAGGAAAUUGAUUUUUAUGCAAUUUCUGAUGUGAGGCGAUUAAACAUUUAUGACGCACAUCUCUUCUCUUCAGUUUAGCAGCUGUUAUGUACGCAUUUGUAGCACUUUUAUAUUGCACUCAUAAAGGAAUUAAGUGCUGUUAAAGAAAUUAUUUUAUUAUACGACACUGUGCAAGUAAAGGAUGGAGUUGUUGAGUGCUAGCAGAGCUCUCCAAUUUCUUAUGCUUGUGUUGAAGUCAAAGAUAAAAUUUAAAUGUUGAAGAAUUUCAGUUUAAUAUUGGAUAAAGCGUUUAAUUCGUCAUCAAAUAAUCAGCGAGACAUGUUCUAGAAAUUUGCUGAAAUGAGUUCCGCUGCUACUUUUCUUCAUUAAUCUAUGUAUCUCUUGAAUUUUAUUCUUAAAUUUUGAUUUUGGGUGAAUACAAUAUCUGGCAAAAUAUAAACUAAUAAAAAAGAUAAAAUCAGAGAUUUGUACUUGUACUUUAAAUUCUCAAUCAAAUGUUUUUCCAGUACAAAUUAAAAAAAAAUAUAUUUUUUUCGCACUCAAAAUUAAAGAAAAUAAACAGUGUUGCCAUGAAUAAUAUAAGAAGAAAAACGAAAAAUAUGAACUACCCCAAUACAAACUAGUUAAAAUGAGGCUAGCUACGGACCAGUUACUUGUACUCAGCUUAACUCUUCUUCAGAUCGCAGCUACAGCUCAGCAUUCCAUAAUAAAACAUAAUAAAUAAAAAAUAAAAUAAAAUCAAAAACAAAUAUUUAUGCAUUUAAAAUAACGGUAAAUGGUAAAUGUAUAAAUGUGCAAUAAAUCACUCUUGUAAGUACUUUAAUGAUUACUGCCAACCAAUUGAUUAAAAAUAAAACGCUGUUGCAUUUGAGAAACAAGCUUCCUAUAUUCAUUUAAACUGUAAAACUAAUACAUACAUAUGCGCGUUGUAAUGUUGCUUCCAUGGUGUUAAAGAGAAGGAAAAAAUAAAUAAAAUAAUUACAUUAAAAGAGGAAAUUACAUUAAAUUAAAGGAAAAAAUCAAUGAAAAUUUUCAGAAAAUGUGCAUAUUAGACUUAAAAGAAAAUUAACAAUACCAUGUAGCACUGCCAUCAAAACUUUUAUAUAAGCAAAUGAAGUAUAAUAUAUAUUAAAUACUUGUAACGAUUACUUUUAAAUGUAAUGCAGCAGUAAUCAAAUUGACUAAACUCGUGUUUUAGCAUAGAAAUCGAUAAAUCAAACUCUCAAACGUAAACAUAUUUUAAAUUUAAACCUUAAGUCAAAAAUAAUAAUAAUAAAAUUUGUCAUAAUUAAUUAUAUAUGUAAGUACUUGAAAAUAAGUAAUUGAAAAUGUAAUCAAAAUACCAAGCAACUAAUUUAUUAAUCAAAAUGUGUGUACUCUCACUCACUCUCACUACUUACUAAUUACUAAUGAAAAAAUCAAAAUGAAGUUAAUUAAGCAAUUAUUCAAUUAAACUCAACUAAAUGUCACAAUAUGUCAUAGUAUUAGUGAAAAUAAAUAUAUAAAACCGAUAAGCGAUCAAUUAAAAUUAAAUUUUUAUGUGUAUGUAUGUGAAUUAAAUGUAAUACAAUCAACAUAAUGCGUCAUUCACACUGAUGAAUUGUAGUAUUCACACAUAUAAAGCCAUCAAAUACAUACGCAUGCAUAGAAAAUCGUUUAUUUUAUGUAUUUUAAACGACCCACGCUAAUUAUAUAAUUAACUGAUGCUAAGUAAUACAUACUGACAUAAUUUGAUAAUUAAUUAUGAGCAUUUACUGUAGUUCGUGCUCGUCUAAGUGUAACUGAGUAAUAAUUAAUGGGCAUACUUAUGUACGAGUAUAUGUAUGUGCUAUAUUUAUAUAUGUAUGUGAAAUGCAUAUGUAAUCAUGUAUGUAUGUGUAAGUCAACAAUAUAAUACCAAGUAUGUAUUUUUUACUGUGUAGUGUUUUAUGAAUGUAACUUUUACUUGAACACGAAUAAACGAGUUUGAAUAAACGUCUUUUAUACAAAUAA